Messenger RNA from Osmia bicornis bicornis, 1563 nucleotides. RefSeq lists its product as uncharacterized. Bases 175 to 777 code for a protein of 200 amino acids. The transcript has 2 exons. Lineage: Eukaryota; Metazoa; Arthropoda; Insecta; Hymenoptera; Megachilidae. The record is from RefSeq and is a predicted model, not a curated record.
GAUUUUUAAAUGCAAAAAUGACUGAGAAAAAAAUUAUUAAAAAUAAUGAUUUUUGAAUCGACCAAAAACGCGGUAAAACCACGUACUCGCCGGUGACGUCAUAUGGCAUAUAACCCCGAAUAAAGCGUAUACGUUUACAUAGCGAACUAACGAAAUGAUUAAAAAUCUGCAACUAUGAGUAAACAACAGACGUACUGUUGGUGCUUUGUACCAUUGUGUUUAAAUACACAACUCAAAAAUCCAGAAAAACUUUUUAUUCAAGUACCGAGAAAUGAAAAAGUGCGGAAUUUGUGGUUCAAGGCAGCUCAUCGAACAGAUCAACCAACAAACUCAAACUACUACUGUUGUGAAGAUCAUUUUAACUUACAGGAAGACAUGGAAAAUUAUACCCGCUACAGACUGAUGGGGGGUUCAAUUAGAAUGAAGCAGGGUGUGGUGCCACAUAUUUUUGAUUGCCAUCCUGGUCGCAAUACUGCCAAAAGUUCUGAACCUCGACCUGGCUUCGUAAAAUUAAACAGACAAAGAACAGUUGCAGAGAUGUUGGCAGAUGAGAAUUGUCCUCUGAAUUUUAAUACCGAUGCAGGACCAUCUUCCAAACAACUGGAAUAUUUACCUGCACCUCAAGAAAGAACAGCAGAAACAGUUACUGCAGUAAUUAAAAAUAAGGAACCUGAGCAGACUCUCAUAAAAAAACAUUUUAGGAGCAAGGCAAUAACAGCUAAACCUUCUACGUCUACAGCAGGAUGUUUAGCAAAACCAAUUAUGGUCGAUAAAUAAUGUUCGCCAAUAAAUCUGCCUACCACAUCUUCUAGUAGUGCAUGUGCCACUAUUACCUCCAAAUCUAGUCUUAGUCAUAGUGAGUAUUACCCAUCACCAGGAGAAUUAUCAGAUUUAGCAGAGGAACAAGAUUUGGAAAUGAAGCAAGCUGCCCUUCGCUUAAUUAAUUAUUUUAUAUCGACUGAUCCCAAAAAUUAUAUUGGUAUCACGAAGCAAUGGCUAUGGAUCAUUGAAGAUAUACAGAGAGGCACUGAAAUACCAAGUGACAAUAUUAAAUUGACACUCAUGAAAAUUAAAAAGAAUGAUACCUUCAAAAGAUUAGGUGACCAAUUUGGAUUGUCUGCAACUGGUGCAAGUAAAAUAUUUAAAAGAAGUGUCCACAAAAUUGCACAUGUCCUAAAGACAUUAAUUUAUUAUCCUGAUAACAUUUAUUUCAACGGGAUAUGGAGGCAGAGUUAGUGAUGUGGAGUUGUUUGAUCAAUGCAAAAUAAUGGAUGUGUUGCCAGAUAAAUGCCAAAUAAUGGCGGAUAGAGGAUUCAAACAAAUUCAAAUAAGCCUACAAAGGAAACAAAUUGAACUUGUUCGACCUCCGUCUGUCUCAACUCAGCAGAAAUCUUCAAAAGAAGAAGUAUUAUUAACUAAACGCAUUGCGAGUUUAAGAAUUCACGUUCAAAGAGUGAUCAGAAGAAUUAGAGAAUAUGCACUGCUGGAACCACAUGCCACUAUUGAUCAUUAUACAAUACCAUAUAUAGAUUCAGUAGUAAAAAUAGCAUCUGCCUUAAUCAA